UUCUGCCUUAGACCGAGUUUAGUCUGACUUUAGUCCUAGUGCUGAUUGGGGCCUGGUGCUGAUGACCUAUUUUAUACAUGGUUGUUUUCAGACCAAGUGUUUCUUUAUUCCUACUUUAGUUUUGUUUUGAUCUGUCCUGAUUUGAACCUGAUCUAAUCUUAAACUACACUAACAGCAGUGGAAAGAGUAUUUGUACUCAAGUAAAAGUAUAGUUGUGUGGCUAUUCUUUUGGGUCCUGCUGUAGAUCAGGUUAGAUUUAGUGUCAGUUUAGUUCUGUUUCAAUCUGUAUGGUCCAGGUUUAAUCAUGAUCUGGUCCAAACUCACACUAUUGAGGGAGUAGAUCAUUUGAAACACGGCCACACCCAGUGAAGUGUGAUGUGGUCAAGUGUCCAGCAGAGGAAGACACAGACCGAUCAGACCUCUGGGUGCAGAGCAGAGACACAUUUCACAGUAACUCCACAUCUAAAGAACAGAACUUCUAAACAGGAGACAUCUCUGUAUGUUCUGUUCAAAUGGACUCUUCUUCUGAUUCCAGCUCCUGCAACAUGGACCCACCUGGACUCGGCCCCGGGUCUAAACUCAGACCUAAAACCUGCUCCCAGCUCUGUGUCUCUGAGAAGUGACCACUCCAAAGGCCUUCCUCCAGACUUUAGUGAAGCUCGUCCUGAAGAUGAGAGCUCCUGCAACAUGGACCCACCUGGACUCGGCCCCGGGUCUAAACUCAGACCUAAACCUGCUCCCAGCUCUGUGUCUCUGAGAAGUGACCACUCCAAAGGCCUUCCUCCAGACUUUAGUGAAGCUCGUCCUGAAGAUGAGAGGGAGCCAGGCCCAAAGGAGCAGCUGGACGCCAUAUUCAGGCGUCUGGAGGAGGACGUCCUGACUUUUGUCAAAGAGCAGCUGCAGAGGCUCCACAGGCUCCUGGCCUCAGAUUACCCAGAAUGCUCUGAGAGUGAGGAGGAGGAGCAGAGCAGCAGAGAGGUUCUGAACAUCACCCUGGACUUCCUGAGGAGGAUGGACCAGGAGCAGCUGGCCCAGCGCCUGCAGAACAGUGGUUCUGUUGGAGUGUGCAGAGGGAAACUGAAGUCUGAUCUGCAGCAGAGGUUCAGUCGUGUGUUUGAGGGCGUGGCUAAAGCAGGAGACUCCGCCCCCCUGACCCAGAUCUACACAGAGCUCCACAUCACAGAGGGCGGAGCCUCAGAGGUCAACCAGGAACAUGAGGUCAGACUCAUGGAGACGGCGUCCAGGAGACCGGCCGCUCCAGAGACCAUCACAUGUGAAGAGCUCUUUAAACCCCGCCCACAUUCACCACAGCCAAUCAGAUUUGUGUUGACGAAGGGCGUGGCCGGCGUGGGGAAAACAGUGCUGACUCAGAAGUUCAGUCUGGACUGGGCUGAAGGCCGGGCCCACCAGGACCUCCAGCUGCUGUUCCCGUUCACUUUCAGAGAGCUCAAUGUGCUCAGAGACACACAGUUCAGCCUGGUGGAGCUGCUGCACCACUUCUUCAGUCCAUCCAAACAUCUCUGCAGCUUCCAACAGCUCCAGGUGCUCUUCAUCUUUGACGGUCUGGACGAGUGCAGACUUCCUCUGGACUUCAGCCGAACCAGAGUCCUGACCGACCCCACAGAGUCCACCUCAGUGCACGUGCUGCUGGUGAACCUCAUCAGGGGGAGCCUGCUUCCCUCCGCUCUCCUCUGGAUAACCACGCGCCCCGCCGCGGCCAAUCAGAUCCCUGCUGAGUGCGUCUCCAUGGUGACAGAGGUCAGAGGGUUCACCGACCCACAGAAGGAGCAGUACUUCAGGAAGAGGUUCAGAGACCAGGCCACAGUCGUCAUCUCCCACAUCAAGAGCAUCCGCAGCCUCCACAUCAUGAGCCACAUCCCGAACUUCUGCUGGAUCCUCUCCACAGUUCUACAGAAACUUCUGGAACAAACAGAACCAGAGCUGCCCCGGACUCUCACACAGAUGUACGUCCACUUCCUGGUGGUGCAGGCCAAAGUCCAGAACAUCAAGUAUCACCAGGGAUCAGGGGAGGACCUUCACUGGACUCCAGAGACCAGGGAGAUGGUGAAGUCUCUGGGAAAACUGGCCUUUGAGCAGCUGCAGAAAGGAAACCUGAUCUUCUACGAGAGUGACCUGAGCGAGUGUGGGCUGGACGCUGCAGCGGCCUCAGUGUACUCCGGAGUGUUCACACAGAUCUUUAGAGAGGAGCCAGGCCUGUACCAGGACAAGGUCUACUGCUUCAUCCAUCUGAGUGUGCAGGAGUUUCUGGCUGCUCUUCACGUCCAUCAGAUCUUCUACAGCUCUGGAGAGAACCUGCUGAACACAUCACACUCCUUUAAGAGUCCUAAGUCUGAGGCAGCCUUCUACCGCUCUGCUGUGGACCAGGCCUUACAGAGUCCAAACGGACACCUGGACCUGUUCCUGCGCUUCCUCCUGGGACUGUCUCUGUCGACCAAUCAGAGGCUGCUGCAGGGUCUGCUGACUCACACAGGAAGUGAAGAGACCAAUCAGGAAGACAAUAAAGUACAUCAAACAGAAGCUGAAUGA
Molecule: messenger RNA, 2547 nt
Organism: Boleophthalmus pectinirostris (great blue-spotted mudskipper)
Lineage: Eukaryota; Metazoa; Chordata; Actinopteri; Gobiiformes; Gobiidae
Product: protein NLRC3-like
Exons: 5
Coding region: 376-2547 (723 amino acids)
Source: RefSeq, a predicted model, not a curated record